This is a messenger RNA of Dermochelys coriacea (leatherback sea turtle), 2445 nucleotides long. Its product is annotated as phosphatidylinositol 4,5-bisphosphate 3-kinase catalytic subunit alpha isoform-like. NCBI's taxonomy places the organism in Eukaryota, Metazoa, Chordata, Testudines, Dermochelyidae. Gene Ontology annotation, molecular function: 1-phosphatidylinositol-4-phosphate 3-kinase activity; 1-phosphatidylinositol-3-kinase activity. The transcript is spliced from 7 exons. Gene Ontology annotation, cellular component: plasma membrane; phosphatidylinositol 3-kinase complex, class IA; phosphatidylinositol 3-kinase complex, class IB. Gene Ontology annotation, biological process: phosphatidylinositol-3-phosphate biosynthetic process; phosphatidylinositol 3-kinase/protein kinase B signal transduction; cell migration. Bases 22 to 1056 code for a protein of 344 amino acids. The record is from RefSeq and is a predicted model, not a curated record.
CCCACCCCCGAUCUCCCCCAGAUGCAGAUGAAGUUCCUGGUGGAGCAGAUGAGACGCCCGGAUUACAUGGAAGCUCUGCAGGGCUUUGUCUGCCCCCUGAACCCCGUCCAUCAGCUGGGCAACGUUCGGCUGGACGAAUGCAGGAUCAUGUCAUCGGCCAAGCGGCCGCUCUGGCUCAACUGGGAGAAUCCGGACAUCAUGUCAGAGCUGCUCUUCACCAACCAUGAGAUCAUCUUCAAGAACGGGGAUGACCUCCGGCAGGACAUGCUGACGCUGCAGAUUAUCCGGAUCAUGGAGAACAUGUGGCAGAACCAAGGACUGGACCUUCGGAUGCUGCCCUACGGCUGCCUGUCCAUCGGGGACUGCGUGGGGCUGAUCGAGGUGGUGAAGAGCUCCCACACCAUCAUGCAGAUCCAGUGCAAGGGCGGCCUGAAGGGGGCGCUGCAGUUUAACAGCCACACCCUGCACCACUGGCUGAAGGACAAGAACAAGGGGGACAGUUACGACGCGGCCAUCGACCUGUUCACCCGCUCGUGCGCCGGGUACUGCGUGGCCACCUUCAUCCUGGGCAUCGGCGACCGGCACAACAGCAACAUCAUGGUGAAGGACGACGGGCAGCUCUUCCACAUCGACUUCGGCCACUUCCUGGACCACAAGAAGAAGAAGUUUGGCUACAAGCGGGAGCGGGUUCCGUUCGUCCUCACCCAGGACUUCCUCCUCGUCAUCAGCAAAGGGGUGCCGGAGUGCACCAAGACCAAGGAGUUCGAGAGGUUCCAGGAGAUGUGCUACACGGCCUACCUGGCCAUCCGGCACCACGCCAACCUGCUGAUCAGCCUGUUCUCGCUGAUGCUGAGCUCGGGGCUGCCGGAGCUGCAGUCCUUCGACGACAUCGCCUACCUGCGCAAGACGCUGGCGCUCGACAAGUCGGAGCCGGAGGCGCUCGAGUACUUCACCAAGCAGAUGAACGAAGCCCACCACGGCGGCUGGACCACCAAGAUGGACUGGAUCUUCCACACCAUCCGCCACAUGCCCCUCAGCGAGGCCGGGCACGACUGAGGGGCCCACCCCCCGCUCCGGGCCUCGCCCUUCCUGGGGGGUGGGCCUAAGGCUUCUGCCUGCCCCGCCAGCUAACCCUCGCUUCUUGGGCAUUUGGGUGAUACAGGGGCGGAGCCAGGUCCUUAAGCCCCGCCCAUCCUGGAGGGGGAUGGGCUGUGAGCGAGGUGGGGGGAGGGUGUAGAGACUCAUGCCUGCUCUGGGCAGAGGGUGGGGCCAAGCACGUAAGCCCCACCCCCUUGGGCGGGGCCGGAGGUGAGCCUGGUGAGCUGCUUCUGGGUGUGCCCAGGUGAGGGGGGUCUUCCAGCUCCAUCCUUUUCAGAGGAGGAAGUGAGGGGCGGGGUCAAAUCCAUUAUGCCCCUCCCCUUGGGGGGAGGGCAGAUGCCAGAGAGCCUUAAGCCCCUCCCCCUGUGCACUGAGAGGGGCGGGGCAAAGAGGGGGUGAACCGUCCCCCAGAGAUUCCUGCUGUUUGGGGCGCUGGAGGGGAGUCCUGCCCCUUUGACCUCUGACCCCCUUGGUAAUUUGGGGGGGCAGUAAAGGGGGAUUUAGCCCCUGUUUUUGAGGGGGCAACAGCUUGUGUCCCCCUCCCCCGAAAUCUUCCAAUGUACCUGAGCAGCACCCAGACCCUGCCCCAUCUGAUACUUGAAUCUUGCCCCCAUCCCAAUCUGCCGGGGGUGGGGCAGGCGUGGGGGGCAGGGCAGAUACUUGAAAUUUUUGCCUGGAGAAUUUUUUUUGUUCUUGUUGCAAAAAUACAAUUUUUUAAAAAGCCCGAACUGGCCCCGAACUGCUGGGGAUAGAGGGGGGCGGGUCAACAUGGGGGGCGGGCCGCCCCAGUGAGCUUUGCUGGUGCGGGCUGGAACCAGAGGGGACAGGCCCAGUGCCCCAUUCCCUGCCCCCCCCAUGCAAGGGAAAUCUGGGGUGGGGUGCAGGGUCCCCUGGAAAUAGACACAGGGAGCUGUAGCAUCCAUUUUUAUUGAGCUUUCGGGCUCCAGGGGUGGGGUGGGAGGGGCGACACCUGCCCAGCGGGCCCUGGCCUGAGGGACCCCCCCACACACACACAUUAGGGCAGGGGGAAAUCAGGCACAGAGACAGGCUACGUAGAGAGCUCAGGAGCGAACCCAGGAGUCCUGGCUCCCAGCCCCCCCUGCUCUAACCCACCAGCCCCACACUCCUCUCCCAGAGCCGAGGAGGGAACCCAGGAGUCCUGAUGCCAGAGGCUGCAGCCCCAUCGCUCUGGGGAUUAAUUUUUGGGGGGUGCUGGGGGGGGAAACCGUGGUGGGGAGCCGGACCAUGAUUGGUUGCUGGGGAUGCUGAAUGUCCAUUGGUAACGGGGGCGGGCGGGGGGGGUAUAGAAGCUGGUGCUUCCAACAAAGGGUUAAAUCUAUCGCGUAG